UUGUCACAUGACUGUCAGGAGGAAAAGAAAACAGGAAGAGAGUUUUCGCUUGGUUGUUGUGAACAUUUUAUGAUUUAUUUAAGUCUCAGAAUGUGACAGAGGAACAGCUUUGGACACCAGGCGACAUUUGGACCUAAAGUACGCUCAUUCUGUGUCUGGUUUGUGAAGGUUUUGUCUGUCGGCGGUACGUGCUGUUCACUCGCACGAAGAAACCAAACUCCACUGAAAAUCCUGUCAAUUGAAGACAAUCUUUAUUAUCCACAAAGGGUCACCAUGGGGUCUGCAGUGGAGAGAACAGAUGAGCAUGUGAGAGAGUAUCUGAUCUACCGCGGCUUCACCAGCACUCUGAAAAACCUGGACAGUGAGAUCAAAGCUGACAAGGAGAAAGGCUUCAGGGUGGAUAAGAUCAUCGAUCAGCUGCAGCAGUUCAUCCAGAGCUUUGACCUGUUUGGUCUGAAGGAGUACUGGCUUUACCUGGAUAGACGUCUGUUCUGCAGACUGGAGGAUGUUUACCGAUCCACUGUCAACAAACUGAGAACCAGCCUGUACAGAUACUACGUCAUCAACACCAUCCAGAAAGGAAACCUGGAGAAGACUCAGGAGUUUUUCCAGAAGCAGGCGUUGGAGCUGCAGGGUCAGGCUGAGUGGCGUGAUUGGUUCAUCCUGCCGUUUAUCCCAGCACCUGAGCAGAACCCUGCCUUCUCUCCUUAUUUCUCCCGCCAGUGGUCCGACACCUUCCUGGUUUCACUGCACAACUUCCUGUCUGUCCUCUUCCAGUGUAUGCCCCAGCCAGUCUUGCUGAGUUUUGAUGCUGAAGUCCAGAAGACGACCAGCCUGUCAGAAGAGAAUGAACAGUUCCGUCAGCUGCUGUUCGCCCUGCAGACAGAGAGUCGGGACCAGAGGGACGUAGAUGACAUGGUCCACCACAAGCUGCCGGCAUAUGUCCAGAACAUGGACCGACUGGGAGACACUGAGUUGGACUUGGUGUCAAGCCAGCGUGCCAUCAGCACCUCCGCCACUCCUUCCAGAAACUUCUUCUCUACAUUCCUACCACAAGGCCGGCGCACUCCAGGGAAAACGCCUCAGGUCACCACUGGGUCUUCACCAAGCCAGGCAGUAGUGGGCAGAAAGGACCCACCAAUCAGUCAGACCACAAAGUCAAAAGAGGCAGUCCAAGCUAAGGAGGUGAAGCCAGUUUCCAGCCAGGCAUCAACCAGUGAACCUUCAAUUUCCCAAUCCCAACAGUCAACAAACCAGCAGACAAACCAGCAGACACAUCCCAGACACAAGAGAAUCCAGGAUCAUGAAAAAGAGAGGAAGGAGCUUUUCUCCAAACCACCAUCACAGAUAUCAGAGAAGAAGGGGGAGGCAGGGGAGAUGGAGCCUCCUGUGGAGACCUCUGGCGAAGCCCCUGACUCCUCCUUAAAUAGCAGGAGCAGUAGAGGAGGAGCAGAGGGAGGAGGUCUGUCAGUGGAGCAGCCUUUCAUCAAACUCAGCCAAGAGGAGUAUGGAGAACACCAUUCCUCCAUCAUGCACUGCAGGGUUGACUGCUCUGGUCGCCGGGUUGCCAGUUUGGAUGUAGACGGAGUCAUUAAGGUGUGGUCAUUCAACCCCAUCAUGCAGACAAAAGCCACCAUCAUGUCAAAGUCUUCUCUGCUGUCUCUGGAGUGGGCCACCAAACCUGACAGACUGCUGUUACUAGGCAGCGGCGUUGGCACAGUGCGGCUUUACGAUACAGAUGCCAAGAAGAAUCUUUAUGAGAUGAAUAUCGACGAAACUCACCCACGUAUCUUGUCUUUAGCUUGUAGUCCCAGCGGUUCGUCAUUCGUCUGUUCGGCUGCAGCUCUGAGUCAAUCUGGAAGUUCUGAAUCUUCUCCUCGACUUCCUAUACCAGUGUCUGGACAGCUGCUACUCUGGGACACCAAAACUGUCAAACAACAGCUCCAGUUCUCGUUAGAACCUGAACCAGUAGCCAUUAACUGCACGGCCUUCAAUCACAACGGAAACCUGCUGGUGACUGGAGCCGCUGACGGAGUUAUCAGACUGUUUGAUAUGCAGCGCUAUGAGAGUGCUAUGAGCUGGAGAGCUCAUGAUGGAGAAGUUUACAGUGUGGAGUUCAGCUAUGAUGAAAACACCGUCUUCAGCAUUGGAGAAGAUGGCAAGUUCAUCCAGUGGAACAUCCACCGGUGUGGGGUGAAGCAGUCGGAGCAGAUUUUAACUCAGGACGCCACCGGCCCCUUCGUUUUGUCAGGAUACAGCGGGUACAAACAGGUUCAGGUUCCUCGAGGUCGACUCUUCGCCUUCGACUCUGAAGGACAACACGUCCUGACCUGUUCCAGCUCUGGAGGACUCAUAUACAGACUGACCAAUGGGGAGCCGGCUCUAGAGAGCGUGCUGUCGCUGGGCGGGCACAAAGCACCAGUGGUGACAGUUGAUUGGUGCUCAGCAGUGGACUGCGGGACCUGUCUGACCGCCUCCAUGGAUGGGAAGAUCAAACUGAGCACGCUCCUGGCACAGAAGUCCUGAUUGAGGACCUGACAGAGGACACCUGAGUUAAGUUUAAAAUAAACAGACUCAGUUAGUGAUGGAGAUUAUUAGAAUGUAAUUAAUAUGUCAACAGUUUGACAAUGUGAUACAAAUAGUGAAAAUCGGCCAAUCUGUUGUAAAUUCAUAUAAACAUUAAAAUCCCACUGAAAGUUCAA
Messenger RNA from Thunnus maccoyii (southern bluefin tuna), 2702 nucleotides. RefSeq names its product WD repeat domain 91 (gene wdr91). The transcript is spliced from 18 exons. Gene Ontology annotation, molecular function: phosphatidylinositol 3-kinase regulator activity; protein binding. The record is from RefSeq and is a predicted model, not a curated record. Lineage: Eukaryota; Metazoa; Chordata; Actinopteri; Scombriformes; Scombridae. Gene Ontology annotation, cellular component: early endosome membrane; extrinsic component of endosome membrane; late endosome membrane. Gene Ontology annotation, biological process: early endosome to late endosome transport. The coding region runs from base 274 to 2526 and encodes 750 amino acids.